AUGGAAAAAUUGGGUCGAUCCGUUGUAUACCAUGACACAGAUUCAAUUAUUUAUGCGAGUGAUGGUUCAAAUGAUCCUCCUUUAGGCAACUUCCUAGGGGAGUUUACUGACGAAUUGGAAGGAGACACUAUAACAACUUUUAUUUCCGGUGGGCCUAAGAACUAUGCUUAUCAAACAGCAGGAAGAAAGACGUGUUGUAAAGUGCGAGGCUUUACAUUAAACUUUAAAAAUACCGAAGUUUUAAAUUUCGAUUCCAUAAGAGAGUUGGUAUGCAAUAUGGAUCAUGAAAGCAUUGAAAUUUCCAAUCCUGCAAAAAUUACAAGGGAUCCAAAGCGUCGUAAUGUCAUCAACAACCCAGAAACCAAAGCUUACGGAUAG
This is a messenger RNA of Uloborus diversus, 378 nucleotides long. RefSeq lists its product as uncharacterized. NCBI's taxonomy places the organism in Eukaryota, Metazoa, Arthropoda, Arachnida, Araneae, Uloboridae. The record is from RefSeq and is a predicted model, not a curated record. The coding region runs from base 1 to 378 and encodes 125 amino acids. The transcript is spliced from 2 exons.